This is a messenger RNA of Monopterus albus (swamp eel), 675 nucleotides long. RefSeq lists its product as uncharacterized. The coding region runs from base 1 to 675 and encodes 224 amino acids. The transcript is spliced from 3 exons. The record is from RefSeq and is a predicted model, not a curated record. NCBI's taxonomy places the organism in Eukaryota, Metazoa, Chordata, Actinopteri, Synbranchiformes, Synbranchidae.
AUGUACCAGAUUUCAACCAGAACUUCCACCAGAGAGACUGAUUAUACUAUGGAACAAAAGUGCCAAAGAUUGGAGGAGAUCUAUAGACAGGAAGGUGCAGAUGGGGUUGAAAGAGCAGAGGUCCAUCAUCUCAUGGAGACUACAUUCUGUCUACUGCGUCGCCAUAUAAAUGCGAUUCCGGCUCCUUCCAUUGGAGGCAUAAGAAGCAAAUGGCCUUAUCUCUUCAAUCAGAGAUACAUGUAUGCUCAUUUUGAGCUUCUCACAGAUCUUAAUGUGCUGCGUCUCCUGGAGCUUGCCAUGGAGGAAUCUGGGAAAGUGAUCACAGAAUAUUUCCGCAACAAACCUACCAACAAAGAUGUCCAGACUGUCCUCUCCCAGGGGGAGGACACUGAGGUGGCACUUCAUGUGGUCCAGUUGCUGAUGGCCCACUUCACAGAGACCACAGAUGGGCUCAUCCUUCUUGCAGAUUUGUCUGCCACAGUGGCUGAUGUUGAGAGGACCCUCACGCUACCACCAACUCCUUGUCUAAUACUGCUCAGUGGAACAGAGCAUGUGACUGCAGGACGCUGGAUGAUCUGCCUUGAGGGUGAGGUCCUAUGUGAGGGCAUCCAACCAACAUUUGUGACGGGGCUUGCUGCUCUGUUUUCAGUGUACUACAUAUUUAAUCUGCAGUAA